AUGCUCUCCCUUCCGCUCCAGACUCUGUCAACAGCACAGGACACCGACACCAGCGAGCAGAGGUUCAACUGGCAGAAAGAGACCAAUGACCUCACAUUGAUCAUCGACAGCUAUGGUGCGCGCGGUGGUCUCCAGCUCAUGAAACUGUGUCAAGGCUCGCAGGUCCGGCAAACCAUCGAAAUCGAGAGACUGAUCAACGAAGGCAAUCACAUUACCCGUCUGAGUAAAGAGCGCGGAGUGCAGGUGCAGCCCGACCACCUACACAUAUCCGCCAUUGUGCGCUGUCCUCUCCUCGCUAUCAAAUGGCAAGUGGCCAACGACAAGAUCAGGCGCAUCCAGAUGAGGUUCAAGUCGGACAAAGACUUCGACACCGCGUUCAGCCACCUCCUUCAUCUCGGUCUCUACAUGGGCGGCCAAAAGGCAGUCCCCCGAAGCGCAACCAGCAAGGAGAUCGAACUUCCACCUCUACCCCAACCCACUGUCAUCAGCAAGACCGCACGUGGAAAGCAACCAAUGCAACAGCCUCCUCGCACACCGAACCAAGAUCAGUACAGUCCUGCACGCGCAAAGACAUCUCCACAUGGCGGUAUCGAGAAUCAGUCACCGUUGACAUCGUCUCCAAUCUCCUCUCCGUUAUCUUUCAAGCGGUCAAGUUUCAGUGCCAUCCCGACACCGCAAUCUCUUGGCGAACGAAGUUAUGCUGCACAGAAUCUUCACCAUAACAUGUCGUAUAGUGGUUUCGACACCCCACCUACGUCUGUUGCUGGUCAUCGUGGUGUGAGCAUGUCCAAUCCAGGUGCUACUAGUAGUGUCAAUGAGCACGACCAGCUGGCGACAUAUGCGAUGCAGUCUGACGAGGGACGUAGAGCAGCGCUCAACGAGUUCGUCUACCGCCACCUGGAAAGCGACGACUUCCUCACGCUGGUCCAAGACAUGGAGACAGCUUGGGGGAGAAUUGCAAUGUGA
This is a messenger RNA of Alternaria metachromatica, 966 nucleotides long. RefSeq lists its product as uncharacterized. Bases 1 to 966 code for a protein of 321 amino acids. The transcript has 3 exons. NCBI's taxonomy places the organism in Eukaryota, Fungi, Ascomycota, Dothideomycetes, Pleosporales, Pleosporaceae. The record is from RefSeq and is a predicted model, not a curated record. Gene Ontology annotation, biological process: reciprocal meiotic recombination.